UUUACAUUCACAAGAAGGUUUUUCAUCUGUUUAGUUGUGUUGAUUGUUUGAUUGUCUACAUUUACUUUUGGUUUCAUUUGAUUUUCAAAAUGUUUACUAAAAAGUCCAAAUCAAUUGACUCUAAUCAAAUCAAUGAGAAAAUAAAGAAACAUUUUCUUGUUUCAAUGCCUGAAGAUUUUUUCAAAUUCUGGUCUUUCUGUUCAUCAUUAAAUCCACUUAAUCCAAAAGCUUCAUUGAAUGAAGUUGAUAUUCUGUUAGUUGGUCCAUUUGAUAUAAUUGAUGGAAAAUUAAACGAUGAAACUCUGGACCAAACUGAUCCGAAUGUCCUUCUUUGUUAUUAUCGUUUCUUUUAUGAUGUUCCCGAGCUUCAGACUGUUCUUCGUGACCCAAAGUCUAAUUUCCAUAUUGGUUAUUUCAGAGAUUCGCCCUCUGAAAUGCCUUCAAUGGUUGUUUCUAAUGAUCCAGACAAAUCAUGUCUCAUUAAUCCUCUUGGUGAUAACCUUUUCUCAGGCCUAUUGGCUCAUUGUGAGGAUUUGGCCAGAAGAAAAAGUGACAAGAAGAUCGUAACCGAAAAGCUCAUUGGUAAAAUCAAAAGUUUCGCUGAAAAAAACAAUAUUAGUCUAACUAACGAUGAGAUGAAAAGAAGAAAGAAAAAAAUUGUCACCAAAAGCUUUCAUGGAGCUGGAAUUGUUGUUCCAUUUGAAAAAGAUGUUGGUUAUCGACCUUUACCUGAAUCUGAUCAAAAUCUUAGAAAAUUACUCAAAAAGCUGAUUGAUUUGCCGGAAGAGGAUCGACAAAGAAGCAAAUCCUAUGAAUCAUUGAAAGAAAUUGUCAAUCUAACCAAUUUAGCCAAUGACGAAUGUGACUUUGGAAUGACUUUGGAGUUAGGAAUUGAUCUUUUCUGUUUUGGUCAUGAAUUUUUCAAUCGAUUGAUAAUCUUCUUACUUGGUACUGCAUAUGAGCUUUUGGAUAGACAAGAGUUUGGGACAAUAAUUGAAGCUCAUAUUGGAAAUCGUAAAAAUGAGAAAUUGAUGAAAUUCAACCUAAGAAAUAAUCUCACAAGUUCAACAUCAUCUUAAUUGUCAAACUGAUUUUAAAGGAUCACAGAAAAGUUUAUUAAUCAAUUCACUUCAUUCACUACAUUUAAAUUGUCUCUUUAAACGUCACUAAAUGUAUUCAACCAAAGAUGCAUUUUUUUUUUAAAUAUCUUUCAAUUAAAUUGAAACAAUUAAUACAAUUGUAA
This is a messenger RNA of Panonychus citri (citrus red mite), 1243 nucleotides long. Its product is annotated as histone PARylation factor 1-like. Gene Ontology annotation, biological process: regulation of protein ADP-ribosylation; DNA damage response. Lineage: Eukaryota; Metazoa; Arthropoda; Arachnida; Trombidiformes; Tetranychidae. Bases 90 to 1079 code for a protein of 329 amino acids. Gene Ontology annotation, cellular component: nucleus. The record is from RefSeq and is a predicted model, not a curated record. Gene Ontology annotation, molecular function: poly-ADP-D-ribose binding; histone binding. The transcript has 5 exons.